AACCUCGCAAGGCCGGGCUGGGGCUGUGCCAGAGCAGCAGCACCGGGCCGCUCUGAGAGGAACUUCACCCCGCCCGUCCGCCAUGGCCCCUCCGCCCGCCCCUUCCGCCCGCAGCCCCGCCUCGGCCCUGGACCCGCGUGUUGUUUGAUGAUGUUACAGAGCCCCGUUGUCCACUCUACCCCUCUGUGAGAAGUUCUUGUUCUGCACAUGUGGAAGGAGAGCAUAUGUCCCUGCUUCAGCUGCUGCUAUACAAAGCCCAGCAGCAGCGACCCACCUUUGAUGGUACUCCACGCUAAGACUUUGGUUGCUGUAUCAAAGCACAAUUUCCUCCUGCCACCUCGGCUUCCUGUGAGGACAGCUGGAAACACUCGUGUCUUUAACAGCUGCAGCAAGAUUCUAUGAAGCUCGUUGUUAAAGCCCUGAGAGAAGAGACUCUGCAAAUGGAAAGAGUGGCAUCCAGUUUUCCCUGAUUUCUGUUGGAUUUAGGUGCCUAAUUCACUUCUAUACAUACCUUCAUAGUAGCAUCAUUCUAGGCGGGAAUUCUAUAGCCAAUAGAAUUUCUUUUAAGAAGAAAUUGGAGCUUUCCUGGGCAGAGCAUGUAAUAUGGCUUGGAUCAGAAAAAGAACUGAUGCUUCCCAAGGGAAGCAGGACUCUUGAACUGAACAAGUUGGCAGGUUAGGAUUUGACUAUGGCAGUGCGGUUUCUGCGGAAGGCAUCUGUGUGGUUAAAGAAGCACAAGAUCACUGUGGUGGCCGUUUCUUGCAUGGGACUGCUUGGCACUAACCUUUCCUAUCAUGUGUUUCCUGAGCAGACGUUCAAACUGUUGCACGAGGGCUGGUCAGAGGGGCAGCCAGCUGAGCUUUCAGAGCAGCUCUGUGGUGUGUUUCAGGAUGUCCUUCAGGAUACUGGUGUGAAGUCCACUGACUCCUACAGAGCCUUUGCAGCUUCUGGCUUCCACCCUGUGAGCGCUGGAAUUCCCUGGCUGCCCGCAGGCUCUUUGGUGGGCAUCCCACCUAAUUUUGAUAGCACCGCUGAGGAUAAAAAAGGAAUAGUCAACCAUAUUGUUGUAAUAAAUGGCAAGGAAGUAGACUGGGAGAGCAGUGAAGGUGUGGCUUUGAAAGAAGCUCUCACAUUUUCCCUUAAAGCUCAGAAGUUUGCCAUUGCCAGAGAAGUUGUGUAUUUGCAGUCUGCCAGCCCUUUAGUGAGUGCAGCUGUGGCUCCAACUUGCUUGGCUGGGACGUUUGUCUGUGGGAGAGCUCUAAAGCUGCUUCUGGGGUUAUCCACGGGCCCCGUGAUCCUCCGCAGCCUCUGUAACCUUGUCACUGCCAUGGGAGGACUGCUCUGCUUCUAUGUCUCUUCUGACGCUGUCACCUAUCACCUGGACUGCAGGGCCGACAGGAAGGCAGCCAGGCUUUCCAAGGACUACAGCAGAGGUGGCCUUGAAUUCUAUGAUAAAAUCUUGUCCCGCAACAGGAUUUUUCGUGGUCUGAUGGGCAAACAAGGGAUAAAAAUGUAUGCCCCGAGUGGUAACCUUUUCCCAAGGCACUGGUUCAGAAUAAAGUAUACACCAUACACUUACCGGAGAACUUUGAUUCUUAAUAUUUUAAGAGAGCUCGAGGCAUCAGAUGGGAGUGCUUGAAUUUUAAACUUGUGAAUUAUGUAUUUUGGAACACCGCUGUGUUGCUUUUUUUUGUUGUUGGGUUUUUUUCCUUCUGUAUCUUCAUUAGAAUUUUGGGGUUUAUUUUUGCAUAUAGUUCGGGAAGAGUUAUUGCACCUUCCUUGAAUAAAGAAUUCUCUCUUAAAA
Messenger RNA from Poecile atricapillus (Black-capped chickadee), 1804 nucleotides. It is a transcript of the gene TMEM177, whose product is annotated as transmembrane protein 177. The transcript has 3 exons. NCBI's taxonomy places the organism in Eukaryota, Metazoa, Chordata, Aves, Passeriformes, Paridae. The coding region runs from base 689 to 1639 and encodes 316 amino acids. The record is from RefSeq and is a predicted model, not a curated record.